Molecule: messenger RNA, 1530 nt
Organism: Aspergillus thermomutatus
Lineage: Eukaryota; Fungi; Ascomycota; Eurotiomycetes; Eurotiales; Aspergillaceae
Exons: 5
Coding region: 1-1530 (509 amino acids)
Biological process (GO): transmembrane transport
Cellular component (GO): membrane
Molecular function (GO): transmembrane transporter activity
Source: RefSeq, a predicted model, not a curated record
AUGGGCGACAUAAGCCCAAAACAUCCUACGAUGCAGACUAAGGAAGGGUCGGAGAUGGAUGCAGACGAGCUACGACUGGCUCAGAUGGGCCACACUCAGGAGCUCAAGCGCCAUUUCAGUAUCCUGUCGUUGAUCGGUCUCGCGUCCACCACGACGAUCUCCUGGACUGGCCUGGGACUAGGGAUCGUCACGGAAAUCAAUGCCGGUGGGCCAAGUGCAAUCAUAUACGGCUUCAUCCUCGUGACAAUCCUGCAGUCCUUCCUUGGAGCGUCCCUGGCUGAAUUCGUGUCCAGCUACCCAACCGAGGGUGGCAUGUACCAUUGGAUUGCUGCCGUUGCACCCAGAAGAAUGGGCACUUCUCUGAGUUUCAUCACCGGCUGGCUGACUGUCUCUGGUUGGAUCUUUACCACGGCGUCGACAAACUUGAUCUUUUCCCAAGUGGUCCAGGCACUCUACGCUCUAUAUCACCCGGACCUGGUGAUCAAAACGUGGCAGACUUUUGUCAUCUAUCAGAUUCUCAACAUCCUCACCGCCAGCGUGGUUCUAUUUGGGAACAAGGUCAUCCCAGCGCUGAACAGAUUCUCAUUGUUCUACCUCCAGCUCGGCUGGCUGGUGGUUCUAACGGCAGUAGUUGCGUGCGCUCCCACCCACCAAAGCAGCGCGUUUGUCUUCAAGAACUGGAUCAACAAUACCGGCUGGAGCAGCAACGGCAUCUGUUUCAUCACUGGCCUGGUCAAUCCACUGUACAGUCUGGGUGGACUUGACGGCGUCACACACAUCACGGAGGAGAUGCCUAACCCCUCGCGCAACGCCCCAUUGGCAAUUGCCAUCACCCUGACCAUCGCCUUUACCACCGGUCUGACGUAUCUUAUCGGCCUGAUGUUCAGCGUCCAGGACUAUGCUGCCUUGUCGAGCACAAACACCGGCUUACCCUUGGCCGAGCUCUUCCGUCAGGUCACGCAGUCGGCCGGCGGGGCAUUCGGACUGACCUUUAUUCUCUUCGUCGCCCUCGGACCAUGUGUCGUCUCCUCGCAACUGUCCACCUCCCGCGUUCUCUGGGCUUUCGCCCGAGACGGCGCCAUGCCUUUCUCAGGCGCUUGGGCGCGUGUCAGCAAGCGGUUCGGUAUCCCCUUCAACGCCCAGCUGCUCGUUGCCGCAGCCAACGCAGCUCUAGGCUGCCUGUACCUCGGCAGCAGCACGGCGUUCAACAGCAUGCUGGGUGCGGCUGUCACCAUCAACAACAUCGCAUAUCUGAUCCCCAUCGCCACGAACAUGCUCACCGGCCGAGCCAACAUGCACAGGGGAGACUUCCACCUGGGUAAAUGGGGCUGGGUCGUCAACGGCGUGACCGUGGCGUGGCUGCUUUUUGCUAUCGUUUUCUUCAGUUUCCCAUACACCAUGCCCGUUACUGCUCAAAACAUGAAUUACACCUGUGUUGUAGUUGGUGGGUUGAUCGUCUUGAUCCUGGGGUGGUGGUUUGUCGGCAGCGGCCAGUAUAAGGAGAAGAUUGCCCGUGCAAAGGAGGAGUAG